Messenger RNA from Hyposmocoma kahamanoa, 1050 nucleotides. RefSeq lists its product as uncharacterized. The transcript is spliced from 6 exons. The coding region runs from base 76 to 1050 and encodes 324 amino acids. Lineage: Eukaryota; Metazoa; Arthropoda; Insecta; Lepidoptera; Cosmopterigidae. The record is from RefSeq and is a predicted model, not a curated record. Gene Ontology annotation, cellular component: extracellular matrix.
GACAAUUUUUUUCAAUUGUAUCCCGAUUUGAGACGACUGGACCUUGGCCAUAAUCAUCUGCGUUUGGUGCCUUUUAUGUCAGCAUAUAAGGAAUCGGCUGUGCUCGAAUAUUUAGAGUUUGUGGAUCUAUCUUACAAUGAGCUGAGACACGACGCUUCGGAAAUGUACACAGCCGCAACGAUGCCUCGAUUGCGUACCAUUAUUUUGGAUCAUAAUUCUGGAUUAGAUAUCUGCAGACUUGAUUACUUCACUGGUCAGUCAACGAUACGGGAACAUCAACAUUCGGACCUCAUAAUUAUUUCGGCUAGUUUCACGGGCACUUCAAGGCUAUGCUUUGGCCUCAUGAAGAGAGAGAACUUACAUGUUUUUAACAUUAGCUACAGUGUGAUCACUACACUAUCGUUACAGGAAUUACCAGCAUCUACUGCACCAAAUUUUAUUAUGGAUCUACGGGGAAAUAACAUCACUAAUAUCCAAUUCUUCGGCACAAAUGAGUACGAAGCGACGAAAUCGAGAUUCAUACAGCCUGAUGUUACAAAAACAACAGUGUUAGCCAAUCUGACGCAGAUGCAGUGCGAUUGCCAAUAUUGGUGGUUACAGAAAGCGUUAAACGAUAUUUCAAAUCUCAGGGUGCAAGAUAUAACGUGCUCAGAUGGAAUUCAGCUGAUACACCAAGAACGGACCCGUUUAAAUUGCACCAAAUUUGAUUGCGGCGACUGCGUUUGUCGUCGUUAUGCAACGUCUACAACUGCUAAUUGCUCUUCUGGCCAGACUGUUACCAUACCUAUGGUGGAAGGCUUGAGCCAUCUUCACGCUGCCUCUAAUCGUAUAGAAUCUCUCAACGCCAGUUUAUUCAGUGAUAAAUUAGUUUGGGUUGAUGUCAGUGCUAAUGGAAUAUCACGUUUGGACUCGAAGACUAUCAAAGCCAUGUUUUCGAAGGAAGAUCGUCAUUUCAAACUAGUUAAGAAUAAAAUAUUCUGUGACUGCACAAAUAAAGUUUUACUCAAAAAUUUUCGACUACAUCGUCACCAGGUCAACGACAAAUUUUAA